UUUACAAGGUAACAUUUCUGAUUUGUUUAGUUUAACCCUUCAGUAACCCAAAGUAAGGUCAACCUUUGUCCACUUGUCUUUGUUGUUUAUUUCUAUUCAGAUAUACCUUGUGCUUUAUUCUUUGGUUCUUUAUACCUUUAUACUUUGAAAAUGUAUAAUAAAAAUGAUUGCGAUAAAACUACAAUAAAAGUGCAAGUAUCGGAUGCUUACCGAAUUAUUAUUAUCGACUGGUCGAAGAAUAUAAAGAAAGAAAUAUUCAGACAGCUGGCAGAAUUCACUGGAAUAUCAAUAGAAAAAACACAGUCUAUUUCAUUUUCGAAGCCACCUGUUGGAAACGAUGUUAAUCCUCCAAAUCCUUUUCUUCGUCCUACUGGUGACUUAGCAAUUUGCCAUUUUGAAAAAUCGUUCUCCAGACCUGCAGCCAUACCUCAAGGUUACUAUCUGUAUACAAAGGAAGAUUACAGAGAUAAAUUCUUUAGAGAUGGCGAUUGCUUUGCUCUCAAUACAAGAAUGUUUAUGACAUUCACUCUGGAUAAAUUCAACGUUCAAUAUAAUUUAGUGCAUCGAGAUUUGAUUGAUGAAACUGAUUGCAACCAGUUGUUUUGUCAUCAUAUAAGUAAAAAAGCUUUUUUGGAUAAACAAGCUAAAAUAAGUAAUUCAGAUAUUGAAUCUUAUCUAAGAAAUCAGCCUCGUCCAGUUCCUAUUGUUGAAGAUACCCUUGACGAAGAAUUCCAUGCUGCUAGGGUUAUUAGACAGAGGGAAAUCCAUGCGGAUUUGAAUAUUGGACAAUAUUUUCAUUCCUAUUGCAGGUUCUUUUCUGAUGGAAUGUUUCCUGUACCAAGCCCUCGUAUCUACUGGCCGAAUCGGGGUUAACUCAGAUCAUAACAGAUUUUUAUUGUUUUAAUAAACUUUGAUUUAACAUUUUGCAUCAAUGAGACUAAAAAUCUAUGUA
This is a messenger RNA of Tetranychus urticae (two-spotted spider mite), 952 nucleotides long. RefSeq lists its product as uncharacterized. Lineage: Eukaryota; Metazoa; Arthropoda; Arachnida; Trombidiformes; Tetranychidae. The record is from RefSeq and is a predicted model, not a curated record.